This is a messenger RNA of Cydia pomonella (codling moth), 3488 nucleotides long. RefSeq lists its product as uncharacterized. Gene Ontology annotation, cellular component: proton-transporting V-type ATPase complex; vacuolar membrane. Bases 920 to 3349 code for a protein of 809 amino acids. The record is from RefSeq and is a predicted model, not a curated record. The transcript has 6 exons. Gene Ontology annotation, molecular function: proton-transporting ATPase activity, rotational mechanism. Lineage: Eukaryota; Metazoa; Arthropoda; Insecta; Lepidoptera; Tortricidae.
UACACAGAGUUCGUAUGGCCACAUCCUGUCUCCAUCAUCAGAUCAGCUCGAUGGUACCAUAAUAUUGCAUUGUCACCCGACUUACAUAUGUAGGUAUGCAAAUUUUCAGCUUCAUCGGAAACCGGGAAAUGGGUCAAAUUUAACUUGCAAGAUUUGACCCGUAAGCGCAUAAUAAUAGGACAAUAAAGCUUGUAAUAGGCCCUUGAGGCAUUGUACCAAGGAUGCUGGCGGCAUUCCCUCGUUUUAUCGUAAUACUGAUACGUUGUGCGAGGAAGCCGCCAGCUCUUCGGUCACCAGUUACGUCAACCAGACGUUUCGCAAUUUCUGUCUUAAUAUGGAAGGUAGAGUUAAGGAACGCAAUCUCCAUAGGCAGAACUUAUGCAAAAGUGUCCAGUGGUCAGCUAUAAUUAAUAGUUCCAAAUCUCUCCAAAGUAGCGCUAGAGUAGCUAAGAACCUAGGCGUUACUGACGGAGUAAAGUGCGCUCGCUGUCUAUGAUUUGAUUUUUUUUCAAGUAUUCUAGGUAUUGUAGCGCCACCUAUUUAAAGUUUUUUGAUGACACUUUUUGGUACAUGGAGAUUUCGUUCCUUAUCUCCACCUUCCGUACAUCAAAAUAUAUUUGAUGGAGGCCAUAUUUAAAAGAAGAAGAACUAUUACCUAACCUGUCCCAACCUUCAUGUAAUUUUUUCUUCUUCUAAACUGUUCAAAAUACUGACACAUUCUUCUAAAAGUGACACGACAAAAACACAAUGCAACGAUGUCACACCAAUCCAUCCAACUAACAAAAACCCACAAAUUUCCAUAGAAAAUGCAUUAAAAUCCAUACAACCCUCCAAAUUACAUGAAACAGUGAAACUUAGAAAACCUGAUAUGCUGUUCUCAUAAGCAGAAGAAAUAUAACAUCGGAAUAAAGAUAACCCAAUGGAGAAGGAUGAUGAUGACAACGACGAGACUGCAGGCAAGGCCCGCUUCCCCGUCCUCCCCUCCCUAAUCUCCCUCCAGCAGAUGAGGAACCGGCUCAAUACCGCCCAGAGCGGCAGAAGGCUGAUGCAGUGGAGCGCCUUGGCUACUGGCGCCGAGUUGAGAAGGAUCGCUAAAGAGUUAGGCAUAGUGUACGUGUCGUUCACCGAGCAGGUUCGAGACGCGUUCAUAAUACUCGCCAGGUGUCGCUACUUCUACCCGAACCUUAACAAGAUGGUGCUCGAGAAUUUUCCGAAAAAAGCUUGCGUGACUGUUGGCAGGAACACUAAGAGUAUAGCUGGCUGCAGAAUAGCUACUUACGGGAUCGAAGAUAACUGCCCCGACUCCUACCCCUUCCUCGGCAUCGACAAGGGCGGCGAGGUAAUCGCCGAGGCCAAGCAAACCUGGCACGAACUCCUGCGCAAGAUGAUCUUCAUCGAACAGCUGCGGUCCAACUUUAUGAGUCUGGACCUGUCCCAUGAUCAGACUAACAAGAAAGCAAAAGUUUUGGGUAAAAUUAUCAUACCCAGGACAAUGGUUACGAUACGAUACAUUCUGUCAGAAUUGGAAGAGUUGGAGAGAGAAGAAUUUUUCAGACUAAAAAAAGUGUUGGAAGUGAAAUAUAGACUUAAAAAGAAAGCCAAAGCUAGAGCUAAAGAUGCGGAGAAAAAGGAAAUGGAAGAGAAAGAAUAUCCACGAGUUGGGAAAGCGUCAUUGAAAGCAACUGCUUGUGUAGCCUGUGGAGGCCCCUUCCAUCCAGGUCAACCACUGACUGACCAAGCGGCUAUCUCAGAGAUUAAAGACAAUAUUGAUAAGCUACUAUCUGCAACGGAAAACUAUGAAAAGACGGUUUCACAGGGAGAAGAUUUAAAUGACUUCAAACGAACCGCAAAAGAAUUGAAAAACAUAUUACGCACACCACCGUCGAGUAUACCUGAUGAUGUGGAUGUUGAGAAUUUAUGUGAUCUAUGUAAGGAAAUAUAUUAUGAACAAUUGCCGAAAUGCGUAACUUGCGAUGAACCUAUAAUUCCAACUAAAAGUUUUGAAAAGACGGUUUCACAAGGAGACACUUUAAUACAUUUCAAACAAACAACAGCCAUAUUGAAAAACAAAUUACGCAAACAACCUGCAAGUAUACCUGACAAUGUUAAUAUUGAGGAUUUAUGCGAUUUGUGUAAAGAUGUGUAUUAUCGACAACAGAGAUGCACACUUUGCGGUGGACCUUUAGAUAGGACGGAUGACACUCUAAGAGUCGCAGCUAAAGAGAGCAGGAGACUGUUACUAGAACAACUUGAAACGUUACUUACUACUAUAAAGCAAUACGAGAGCGAAGGCCGGCAAGGUGAUGAACUAAAAGAAUUUAAAGAAAACGCCGCUGAUUUAAAGAAAAAACUCGAAGGGUCACCAAUGGAUAUGGACAAAUUAUGCUCAGACUGCAUAGAACGAAUGGCCAAACCCGAACGUCCUUUACCCAAGAUACCUAGUACAUGCGCAGUUUGCCAUGGACCUAUAACUGGAAUGGAUGAAAAGCUAAGGGUCGCAACUAAAGAAAGUAGGAGACAGUUACUGGAGCAACUUGAAGCAUUACUUGGUGUUACAAAACAAUACGAAAGCGAAGGUCGGGAAGGUAAUGAACUCAAAGAAUUUAAACAAACUGCUGCUGAAUUAAAGAAAAAACUUCAAGGACCACCUAUACCUCAUGACGUGGAUAUAACCGCACUAUGCCCAGAUUGUAAAGAUCGAAUGAGCGAUCUCGGGUAUCCUAUGACUAAGGUACCUAUCACACCAGGGUCUGUUUCUAUAAAAGCUUCUAAGGUUUCAAUAAAAUCACCACCCAAAUCAGGCAGCAAAGCUGCUUUUUCAACAGGCACCAGCAUGGCAAGUAGUGAAAUGUCUUCAGAUUUACAACUAGGCGUAUUUGAAACUGAGGAAAUAACCGAAAUUAUACAAGUGAAAAACCCCGAUGGCACUGUCUCUGAGAAACGUAGGGUUAUUACGAUAAAGAGGAAGCCUAAAGAUGACGACAAAGCGAGUGGUUCUGGAACUUCCAGUUUCAAAGACAGAAAAGUAGGACUUGUAUCUGUAAUUCAUGAUAGGAAAGGGUUGACGAAAAGAUUGCCAGGUGACGCACAGUCAGAGUAUGUAAUUAGGCCCUUACCUAUGGUGGAUCCUAUGGUAAAAUCCAGUCUUUCAUCAAGUUGUAGAUUUGAUGAAGUUUUGCAAGGUUUCACCGAGCUCUCUCUAAGGGAUAAUUCAAACGGUUCUGAAAUAGACAACUUCGUUGAGAGAAUCUCGAACGAUUUCUCUAUUACACAUUCUAGAAAAGAAGAUAAGACAGAUGAAAAAGAAGAAAAUGAUAGUUCUAUAGAUUCAGAAAUGCCGGAGAACUAAGCUCUUGUAGUUAAACUACGAAACAAUGAGCAAAACCGGUGCUUUUAAAAUAUUUAAGAGUUAAUUGACAAAGAAAGCUGGCGAUGGUCGAUAUUAAAAAUCUGUAAUCUUGACUACGCCAAUAAACAACAAUUCUAUC